AUGCCAGAAAAAGGAUCUGCAAUCAAAGAUGAACCUACGCUUCCAUGCAAGAUCUGCAAUCGGAGAUUCAUCCGCUCGAGUUUGAUUAAACAUGAGCCUGUUUGUAAAAAACUGAGUACGCUCUCAAGAAAACCUUUCGACUCUGGGAAACAGCGAGCGACAGGGAGCGAUAUUACUUACGCAGAUGUAGUGCGUGCUGCAAAGGAGCGAGAGAAGUUAGGAGGAAUAUACCCGCGCCCACUAACAAACUGGAAGGAUAGACAUGAGACGUUCAUUGAUGCCGUUUCAUCAUCGAAAAAGGUGGAUUACGCAAUCAAAACUGGUGCGCCCCUCCCUCCACCACCACGAACGGCUGUCCCUAGCGAUUAUGUGCAAUGCAACUAUUGUGGUCGAAAUUUCAGCGAGAAAGCAGCCGAGCGUCACAUACCGUUCUGCAGAGAACAAAGUACAAAGAAAUUGACAAAGUCUCCCGCGUGGCCCUUAACAACCAAAGGAAAAACAGUAGUUAAGAACGAGGAUGAGGGAGCAAGUGAGAUCUUGUCGGAGACAUCACAAAGAAGAAGAAUGCAGAGCAGUUCUAGCUUCACGUGGCACAACGACGACUACACUCUCAGAAAUAAUACCAAUGGCGUAAUGGUAAUGGUUAUGGCGGACAAAAGGACAAACAGACAAAAGGACAAAAUGUACAAAAGGAUAAAGUGUUUGGUGUUAAUCAAUCCGUUUAGAAUCUGCCAACGCACUCAUUUCAAAUAA
This is a messenger RNA of Necator americanus (New World hookworm), 753 nucleotides long. RefSeq lists its product as uncharacterized. The transcript has 9 exons. Bases 1 to 753 code for a protein of 250 amino acids. The record is from RefSeq and is a predicted model, not a curated record. Lineage: Eukaryota; Metazoa; Nematoda; Chromadorea; Rhabditida; Ancylostomatidae.